AUGCCUAAGCAGCCUACGCAGAAAGUGUCGACGACUACGCGCCGGACAAAGGCGAAGAAGGACCCGGCUGCCCCAAAGCGCCCCCUGAGCGCGUACAUGUUUUUCAGCCAGGACUGGCGCGAGCGCGUCAAGGCGGAGAACCCCGACGCCGGCUUCGGUGACGUGGGUCGUUUGCUGGGUACCAAGUGGAAGGAGAUGAGCGACGACGAGAAGAAGCCGUACAUCGACAUGGCCAACAAGGACAAGGAGCGUGCCGAGGCCGAGAAGGCCGCGUACGCGAACAAGGCCUAA
Molecule: messenger RNA, 291 nt
Organism: Malassezia sympodialis ATCC 42132
Lineage: Eukaryota; Fungi; Basidiomycota; Malasseziomycetes; Malasseziales; Malasseziaceae
Gene: NHP6B
Product: non-histone chromosomal protein 6
Source: RefSeq, a predicted model, not a curated record